UGCGUCAUGUGACCAAAUAAUCAUCCGUUCAAAACCCAGGUUUGGCGCUCAUUUUGUAUGAAAAGUUAGAAAACAGGCAAUGCUCAUCUUCACAAACACAACAUCUCCUUCAUUGAUCAAUGCACUAAACCUCAAGAAUCGUCUCCUUCAAUCCUUCAAUUCACUAAAACAGCUCAAACAUGUCCACGCAGCGCUUCUCCGUCUCGGCUUCGACCAGGGCAGCUACCUCUGGAGCAUGAUUAUACGCUCCAGCUUCGAUUUUAAUGACACAACCUACACUCGCCUAAUAUUUAACCAAAUCAAAGAACCCGAUGUUGUAUUAUAUAACACUAUGAUUCGCGGCUUAGUUUCUAGCGAUUGCUUCACCGAGUCUAUAGAAUUUUACUAUUCAAUGAGAAAAAAAGGUUUUUUACCUAAUAAUUUCACUUUUCCUUUUGUCAUAAAAGCAUGUGCGAGGCUUUUGGAUUUUCAAUUGGGUAUAAUGAUGCAUAGCCUUGUGGUUAAACUGGGUUUUGAUUGUAAUUUGUUUGUUAACACUAGUUUAGUUAGUUUAUAUGCUAAGUGCGGGUCUAUAGAUGAUGCCUUGAAGAUGCUUGAUCUUAUUCCCGAAAGCAAUAUUGUGUCUUGGACUGCCAUUAUAAGUGGGUAUAUAGGCGUUGGUAAGUACAGGGAGGCUAUUGAUUUGUUUCGUAGGAUGUUGGAGACGGGUUUGAGGCCUGAUAGUUUCACCAUUGUCCAAGUUCUGUCUGCGUGUAUUCAAAUUGGGGAUUUAGCUAAUGGAGAAUGGAUAGACAGGUAUAUAACGGAGAAUGUUAUGGCGAGGAAUGUGUUUGUUACUACUUCUUUGGUGGAUUUGUAUGCCAAGCAUGGAAAUAUGGAGAAAGCGCGUUGUUUGUUUGAUGGUAUGGCAGAGAGGGAUAUUGUUUCUUGGAGUGCAAUGAUUCAGGGUUAUGCUUCUAAUGGGUUGCCCAAAGACGCUUUGGACCUUUUCUUUAAGAUGUUGAACGCGGGUUUGAAACCGGAUCAUUAUGCCAUGGUUGGUUUUCUAUGUGCUUGUGCUAGAUUAGGAGCACUGGAAUUAGGAGACUGGGGUAGCAAUUUGAUGGAUAGAACUGAGUUCUUCACCAAUCAUGUGUUAGGUACAGCUUUGAUUGACAUGUAUGCAAAAUGUGGGAGCAUGGCUAAAGCCUGGGAAGUUUUUAAAGGAAUAAAGGGGAAAGAUAGAGCAGUAUGGAAUGCUGCUAUAUCAGGUCUUGCCAUGAAUGGACAUGAGAAAGCUGCAUUUGGACUAUUUGGCCAAAUGGAGAGGUUUGGGAUUCAACCUGAUGGGAACACUUUCGUUGGAUUACUCUGUGGCUGCACUCAUGCUGGUCUAGUUGACGAGGGUCGUAAAUAUUUCCACAGCAUGGGCCGCGUAUAUCCCUUCACUCCAACAAUUGAGCAUUACGGGUGCAUGGUGGAUCUCCUUGGUCGUGCAGGUCUAUUAGAUGAAGCUCAUAAGUUGAUCAAAAGUAUGCCAAUGGAAGCCAAUGGCAUUGUUUGGGGAGCCUUGCUGGGUGGAUGCAGGCUGCAUCGAGACACUCAAUUGGCAGAACAUGUAUUGAAACAACUCGUAGCAUUAGAACUGUGGAACUCAGGAAAUUACAUUCUCUUGUCAAAUAUAUAUUCUGCAGGUCUUAAAUGGGAUGAUGCAGCACAAAUUAGGUCAAUCAUGAAGGAAAGGGGGAUGCAGAAAAUACCUGGGUGCAGUUGGAUUGAAGUGAAUGGAGUUGUUCAUGAAUUUCUCGUCGGAGACAAGUCCCAUCCCAUGUCCGAGAAGAUAUACUCAAAACUUGUUGAAUUGGCCAAGGACCUAAAAGCAGCCGGCUACAUACCCACAACAGAUAAUGUACUGUUUGAUAUAGAAGAAGAGGAGAAAGAACAUUUCCUGGGUUGUCACAGUGAGAAGCUGGCAAUAGCUUUUGGUCUAAUAAGCACAGCUCCGAAACAAACCAUUCGAGUAGUAAAAAACCUUCGUGUCUGCAGUGAUUGUCAUGCUGCUAUAAAGCUCAUUUCUAGGAUUACAGGUAGAGAGAUAAUUGUGAGGGAUAAUAAUCGAUUUCAUUAUUUCUCCCAAGGUUCUUGCUCAUGCAAGGAUUACUGGUAGAAUUAGACAUCAAUCAACAACUCCCACAUGCAAUUUAUGAGUUAAAUUACCUCUCUUACAUUAUCCACUCACUUCUAAUUUAUGACAUAAUAUAGUUCUGAUUUAUGCACAUUGCAUAAGUUUAAUUUACUAAUGGCUUCUUGAUACACUUGAAAUGAAAAUUUAAACCCAUAUCAGAUCACUUUCUUUUUUUUUUUCUUAGAGUCUACGACAGGAUCAUAUUUUUCUUUUCAAUAUACAAUUAUACAAAUGAUAGAGAUUCAAUUAUUUUCCUAACUUAAUAUCUAGAAAAUAAAGUAAAUUAAUCUAAAACUUGGAUUGGUUGUAGCUCAACUAGAUUAAAGAGACAUGUUAAUCCAGUCAAUUAGAGAAGAUAUGAUAUUUAAAUAAAUAUAGAGAAUCCACAGCCAGAAAAUUGCAAUAUAGAUAGAUACCAUCAUUGAGGACAGCCACAAACAUUAGUCAUUAGGUCAGCUGAUUUCCAAUUUUCCAACCCAAAAGAUUUCAACACACAACGCAACUUGAGGUGUCCUAGGUGGGCCCCUUGAAGCAGUCCUUUUUUUUUUUUUUUUUCUUUUCAAAAUUUUUAGCAAAGCGAAGUCAAACACAAUAGCCAUUGAUCUACUCCAAGCCUUAAGUAACUGAAACGCUAUCGUUUCGCAGUUUUGAGCCUGCUUUAAUUUUUUUAUUUUUCAAUACCUUGAAACAGCUGCUUUGCAAUCUCCGUUCCCUUUGUACAGAAACCCUCCUUAAUCCUCACAUUCGUAUCUCUCUCCAUAACACACACGACAAUUACAUGGGUCUGUACUCUGUACUUUUUCUUAAGCAAAAGGGCGUAAUUGUUUUUUGAAAAACUAAAAACAAAA
Messenger RNA from Ricinus communis (castor bean), 3012 nucleotides. RefSeq names its product putative pentatricopeptide repeat-containing protein At3g08820. Gene Ontology annotation, molecular function: protein binding; RNA binding; zinc ion binding. The record is from RefSeq and is a predicted model, not a curated record. The coding region runs from base 80 to 2146 and encodes 688 amino acids. The transcript has a single exon. NCBI's taxonomy places the organism in Eukaryota, Viridiplantae, Streptophyta, Magnoliopsida, Malpighiales, Euphorbiaceae. Gene Ontology annotation, biological process: RNA modification.